CGUGGCUUUGAGACGCGGCCAAACCACGUCACGAGCCGUAAGGUGUUGAAGGAGUCAAUGUAGACUAUGAGAGAAGAAACGGAGACAUUCAAACUUUACAGAGAGUAACACGAAUCGUCAACGCCUUUAUAUAUUACACACACAUUUUAUGUGUAUCUCUGUGUUUCAGAAUCAGACCUAAGCCAUUGUUGAAGCCUUUCCUCAUUUCUCCAUUUAGAUCAAGAAAUAUGGCAAACCGUCCACACGUUCCGAAGUUUGGGGACUGGAACAACCAAGACCAACCAUUCACGGUCGUCUUUGACAACGCAAGGACGAACAAACGACAAGACUUGUAUGAAUCUAUAGAGAAACCAGAGACCAAACCUCAAGAGCUAGCUCCUCCUCCUCCUCAGCCUGCUCGUAGAAUUCAAAAACCGGAAGCACCAAAACCGGUUAAGCAAGACACGCCGAGAGCACCUCCACCAACCGAAAAAAACAGAGUCAAAGCUCCACCGGCAGAUCAACUCUACGGAGGCGGGGGCAGUGGAGGCGGAGGCAGGAGUGGAAGUGGAAGCGCAGGUGGUCUUUAUGGAGGUUAUGGAGGCGGAUCAGUCGGGAACCAACGGCAGCCACCAGCUCCUCGUCCUACGCAGCCUAGACAAAAUCUCAGAGGCGGCAACAACGGAAGGGGAGGGACAACGAUACCGCCAUUCCCAGGAUCAGUUGGUGCAGGGGGGGACAUGAGUUACACACAAAUUUUCGAGAAAGUCAAAGAAGAGAGAAACGAAGGUGUCAUCAGACCCAACGGAGGAACAGCCGGCAACACUCCUUCCCGCCCCAUCAACAGUCAACAUGAUCAAUCUACCAACCAAACCUCUUCCAAGGGCUGCUGCUUCUCAUGGUGCCGCAGGGGAAGUAAAUAUUGAAGACAAUGUACAUAUUUAUCCCUAUUUCGAUAUAUCUUUUUCUUUUGUAACAAAAAGGAGUGAAGUUUUUGCUGACAACGUUGGAGCUUCUACAAUUUUUUUUUAAAUUAUUUUAAUUUGUUUCUCAAGUAUGGAUGGUGUAGUUUAUUUGUGUUGUGUAUUUGAAUUUUGUAAUGAAAAAUUGUUUAUUUCUGCUACCGACAAAA
Molecule: messenger RNA, 1111 nt
Organism: Arabidopsis thaliana (thale cress)
Lineage: Eukaryota; Viridiplantae; Streptophyta; Magnoliopsida; Brassicales; Brassicaceae
Product: RPM1-interacting protein 4 (RIN4) family protein
Exons: 4
Coding region: 228-905 (225 amino acids)
Source: RefSeq, marked reviewed